This is a messenger RNA of Linum tenue, 270 nucleotides long. Lineage: Eukaryota; Viridiplantae; Streptophyta; Magnoliopsida; Malpighiales; Linaceae. The record is from the annotation of a GenBank genome assembly.
AUGAGAAGGACAUCCAUACCUUGCAACAAAGAAAACCCACGACCGAGGUUGCUUGGAUCCCCCCCCCCCCCCCAUCCUGAAUGGGUGGUGGUCAACUCUGAUGGUUCUGUUAAAUACCCGGAUUCGUUGGCAGCUGCAGGAGGUCUGGUGCGUGACAGCUCUGGCAGGUGUCUAGGUGCGUUCGCCUCUAAUCUCGGAGCUUGCACCAUUACCAGGGCGGAGCUGCUGGGUGCUAUUCAGGGGCUUCGGCUUGCCUGGAGCCUGGGGUAA